Molecule: messenger RNA, 1078 nt
Organism: Anneissia japonica
Lineage: Eukaryota; Metazoa; Echinodermata; Crinoidea; Comatulida; Comatulidae
Exons: 1
Coding region: 236-1063 (275 amino acids)
Source: RefSeq, a predicted model, not a curated record
GAAACGCCAUUUUCUUUUGAAUAGGAAUUGGGCAUGGUGGAACUACAAUUCAAAUGAAAGCACUUGGAAAACACCCCAAAUUAUGUGUUUAGAUACUGGUAUUGAAAAACAAGGAAUAAUUUUGAGGCGGAGUAAGCAGUUUGAACACAAUGGAUUGUUACUUUUGUGGAGAAUUCAUCGCAGACGAGGGAAAACGAGUGGUUUUGCUUAGGUAGUCGUAGUGUUGUGGUCGAGAAUGGCCAAACCAGAGGGAGGAGUCCAGGAGGAGGCCAACUUGGCUGUCCCUUCCACAAAAAUGGAAGAAGAUGCUCUAAACGAUCCGCUUGAUCCCCAAAAUGCGGAACUCGCCAACCGAAUUAAAGGAAAAAAGAGCUAUUUUCAGAUCACUAGUGUAAAACAAGCAGACAAUUCUGGUGUAAACAAUGAAGAUAACGAUAGUAUGGACGAGCUUGACGAAAGUCGAGCAGACGAUACUUCAGUUAUUUCUGAUACAUCCAAAAGUACGGCAGAUCUAGAAAGAUCUCUUAGAAGUUUAUCACCACAACCUUCCAAUUCACCCCCACUAGAAGAAAAAAGCUCCAAAGCUUCUGUGCAAGAAAAGGGAGCAAACAAUGGGAAUGGGCCAUCUCGUUUCAAAGUAGUAAAAGUUGCUCAUGUUGAGCCUGUACUAAAGGGGAGAUGGACCUGUAAAGAUUUCUUCCAUGCACCUGUAACUAAUGUCAAUGUUAACGAAUCCGUAAAUACAAAGAGUGUAAAUAGUAUAGUUGAAAAUAAAAGUGAAAAAGAUGCUACAAAUUCUGAAGCAUCCAGUGCUGCUAGUUCUGUGCAUUUACCAGGUCAAGAUAUUGUUGGCAGUGAAAGUACAGGAACUACUGAUAAUAAGAAUAAGGUUAAUGAUACCAAAGUUGGAAGAGAUAAGAAAGAAUCUAUAGGAAACCAAUCUUCUAUAGAAGGCUUGAUAAAUGAAUUAGGAAGUGACGGACCAUGGGCACCGGGAGAAUUAUCGCAUGAUAGUGAUGGAAAACAAGGGUAUGUAUACUGGUACUUCGUGUUUCUUAAAUAACUUUGUUGUUUCCUA